Xiphophorus maculatus (southern platyfish) is the source of this 972-nucleotide messenger RNA. Its product is annotated as olfactory receptor 52D1-like. The transcript has a single exon. Gene Ontology annotation, cellular component: membrane. The record is from RefSeq and is a predicted model, not a curated record. NCBI's taxonomy places the organism in Eukaryota, Metazoa, Chordata, Actinopteri, Cyprinodontiformes, Poeciliidae. Gene Ontology annotation, biological process: G protein-coupled receptor signaling pathway. Gene Ontology annotation, molecular function: olfactory receptor activity; G protein-coupled receptor activity. Bases 1 to 972 code for a protein of 323 amino acids.
AUGUCCUCCUGUUUCUUCUGCAGGUUGAUGGAAAACUACACCUUAAACAGCUUUACCCUCCAGAUAGAAGGGUUAGAUGUCUCAGAGAAAUUUUUGUAUCCUGUGUUUUUCUUCUUCCUCCUUUCUUACCUGGGAAUAAUGAUGCUGAAUGUGGGGAUUGUGAUCCUGAUUUGCAUGGACAGAAGCCUCCAUCAGCCCAUGUACCUGCUCUUCUGUAACCUGCCGCUUAACGACAUCCUAGGUGUCUCGUACAUGGUGCCCCGCCUGAUGUCGGACAUCUUGCUGCCUCCGGCUGAGCGCCUCAUUGGUUACUAUGAGUGUGUUGUUCAGGCUUUCUGUUCCCACAUGUUAGGCACCACGUCCCACACGGUGCUGAUGAUCAUGGCCUUCGACAGAUAUGUUGCCAUCUGUAAUCCGCUUCGUUACUCUGUGAUAAUGACCAACAGGAUGGUGAUGAAGCUGACCGCUUCUGCCUGGGGGUCGGCCUUGGUUCUGGUGGGGAUUCUGCUGGGCCUGACGGUCCGGCUGAGCCGCUGCAGGACUCUGAUCACCAACCCAUUUUGUGACAACGUCUCACUGUUCAAGCUGUCCUGCGAAAGCGUGGUGAUCAAUAACAUCUACGGCCUGACCUUCACCGUGGUUCUGUUCACCUCCUCCAUCGGCAGCAUCGUCUUCACCUACACCCGGAUCACCAUGGUCUGUCUGACCAGCAGGAACAAGUCUGUGAACACUAAAGCCCUGAAGACCUGCAGCACACACCUGGUUGUGUAUCUCAUCAUGCUUUUCUGUGGUAUUUUUAUUAUAGCUAUGCAUCGUUUCCCUCAGUACUCGGACCAGAGGAAAUUGUCGGCCAUUUUGAUCCAUAUCAUUCCCAGCAGCCUGAAUCCCAUCAUUUACGGAGUUCAGACCAAAGAAAUUCAGAAAUUCCUGUCCAAGUUUUUUCAGUCUAGAAAGAUUUUUUCUUGGUCUUAA